This is a messenger RNA of Penicillium diatomitis, 1128 nucleotides long. RefSeq lists its product as uncharacterized. The record is from RefSeq and is a predicted model, not a curated record. The annotation marks the transcript as partial. The transcript is spliced from 5 exons. Lineage: Eukaryota; Fungi; Ascomycota; Eurotiomycetes; Eurotiales; Aspergillaceae.
GUUAAGAUUACCGACACUAUUACUAGUUUCUUUAUUCGCCGUAGUAUUUAUUUUAUAUUUUUCGGGAAGCCUAUACUACACAGACAGAUUCCCGAUAGAGAUCAACCUAUAGGGGAUAUACCUCCGUUACCGCUAUUUAUCGAAGAGGAAGAGCUAUCGGAUAGCUAUAAAAGGAGAAAUACACGGGAUUAUUUAAAGCGUCAAAGGCGGAAGGUUCGUAUAUACGGACUUAGUUCACGCCUAGCGACAGAGAGGGAAGAGGAACAAGAAGAACCUAUAGAUCCUCACAAUAAAGACCUUUCCCUUCUAGAAUCGACUAUCGAACCUAUACCCGUCGAUUCCGUACCGUCUACUAUAUAUAAUACCCACGGUUCUACUAGUAUAGGAGAUACAGAUACUACCAGUGAUUAUAUAAGGAUCUCUAUUAAAACAAAUAAGCCUACACAAGAUCCGGGCGAAGGAGGAUCGAUCAUAGUUAAUAACGCACUCCUACCGGCGUCCCCAGAAUCCGAUCCUACUCAUUCAUCAUAUACUAGUAGUACCCCCGGGCAGCAAGCGUUUGAUACCUACCUUACCCACUUACAGAGAGCCCAGGAAGAGCAGGAGCGACUAGACAAGGAAUUAGAGCGUGACAGGCUUAAUAAAGAACUUGGUCUGUCUAACCAGGCACAGCUACAUUCAAGGGAUCCACCCCGAGUAGAGGACCGACAAAACUCACCACUGGCCUCUAAUAAUAAGCCAGCGGUACCAGUACAGGCAGAGAGAGAGCUUACAACUCCUACUAUAAAUAUCACCAGUCCCGAUCUACCGCCCGUUCCCCUCCAUAACGGUCAGCCUGAAUCCACAGUAGAGAACAAUAAUAAGAGAACACCGGUUUCCCGGGAUAUUAUUAGAAAGCCCUCCAGUCACACCUCUUCCGCCGAUGAUUCUAGGCCUACAGUAGCAGCGCCGCCUCAACCAUAUCAAGGGCCCAAAGGCUAUUCACUAUACGAUUUACGUCUUCAAAGUCUCAGACCGGCUCAAUAUUUCCGUGCGGCCACCACAGAUGGCAGGAAUACCAUCUUCAUGAUUUCUAAGCAUAAAGAGCAGGAACUUAUCGCGGCAGGGCGACUCACCAAGGAGAGGUAA